CCCGACUGACGUUGGACAACAAAGAUGGCGGCAGGAACCAGCAAUUACUGGGAAGAUCUCAGGAAACAAGCUCGACAACUAGAAAAUGAACUUGACCUGAAACUAGUUUCCUUUAGUAAACUAUGUACAAGUUACAGCCAUAACAGUGCCCGAGAUGGAAGACGCGACAGGUAUAGCUCGGACACUACACCCCUUUUAAAUGGUUCAAGCCAAGACAGAAUGUUUGAGACAAUGGCAAUUGAGAUUGAACAACUUUUGGCAAGGCUAACUGGAGUGAAUGAUAAAAUGGCAGAAUAUACAAACAAUGCCGGUGUUCCUUCUUUGAAUGCAGCCCUGAUGCAUACAUUACAGCGACAUAGAGACAUAUUACAGGAUUAUACACAUGAAUUCCAUAAAACCAAAGCAAACUUUAUGGCAAUACGGGAAAGGGAGAAUCUCAUGGGAUCUGUACGAAAGGAUAUUGAGUCAUAUAAAAGUGGAUCUGGAGUCAACAACAGAAGAACUGAACUAUUUUUGAAAGAACAUGACCAUCUGCGGAACUCAGAUCGUCUGAUAGAAGAGACAAUAAGCAUUGCUAUGGCAACAAAAGAAAAUAUGACUUCACAAAGAGGAAUGUUAAAGUCAAUUCAAAGCAAAAUGAACACUUUGGCCAAUCGCUUUCCUGCUGUGAACAGCCUCAUCCAACGGAUCAAUCUCCGGAAGCGGCGAGACUCCCUCAUCUUGGGUGGUGUUAUUGGUGUCUGUACCAUCCUAUUACUGCUGUAUGCUUUCCAUUGAUGGAACAUCUCCAGAGACUCUUGACAACCAUUCUUUCACACCCUGAUCUGGAAUAAGGAAAAGUAGAAAGGAGAAGUUGUCCUCAUAACUAGCCUGACCAGCAGGAUUAACUCAAGACUGAUAGUGAUGUAUUCUGUGACAUGGUCAGGUUCAGCUGAAGCCAGUUUUCCUGAGCUGUCUUUCCUAACACACAUUUCCUUCUGUGUUUAGUU
This is a messenger RNA of Condylura cristata (star-nosed mole), 989 nucleotides long. It is a transcript of the gene GOSR1, whose product is annotated as golgi SNAP receptor complex member 1. Gene Ontology annotation, molecular function: SNAP receptor activity. Gene Ontology annotation, biological process: endoplasmic reticulum to Golgi vesicle-mediated transport; vesicle fusion. NCBI's taxonomy places the organism in Eukaryota, Metazoa, Chordata, Mammalia, Eulipotyphla, Talpidae. Gene Ontology annotation, cellular component: Golgi membrane; cis-Golgi network; SNARE complex. The coding region runs from base 25 to 777 and encodes 250 amino acids. The transcript is spliced from 9 exons. The record is from RefSeq and is a predicted model, not a curated record.